AUGUCUCUCGCACUCGAGCUUCCCGAGAUCCUGUACAGGAUUGGCCUCUACCUCGACGCAGACCAAGUCCUCGCCUGCUCGCUCGUCUGCCGAAUCUUCUACAACGCCUUCUCGCCUCUCGUCUGGAAUGACCUUCAUUUCAGCCUAACCAUCGAACAACUCCGGCUCAUCCGCGAAAAGACCCCCCUGGCCCGCAAGAUCUCCUUCCGCCACCUCUUUGAAAGCAACGAACUCGAACGGGAUACUCAGGAACUGAUUUCGAUCCUCCAGGACCGAGCCCCCUGGAUGCGCUGUCUGACGAUCCAUCAGCACGAGUCUGUUCAGCAGUUCUCGUCUUUCGGUCCGGGGUGUAAUCGGGUUGAGACCAUGUCGAUUGAGGGGAUUCCGCUGGUGGGCGAGCAUGGCGAUCAGACGUAUUGGAAGAGUUGUAAGGCCCUCUUGCGACAGAACCGGCCCGACUUGCGUUCGUUGUCGUUGCAGAAUUGGAAAACGCAGUUGGAGAAGCCGGCUCCAGGGCAGCCGGUUUGGAACCCGAUUUUGGCGUGUACGCAGCAUCUCAAUUUGACGUCACUAAGUCUUGUGCGGUGCAAGAUCCGUGGGAAGCAUUUGAAGGCGUUCUGGACUAUUAGUGCGCGGCUGGAGGCGUUGGAACUGGAGGAUGUCGAUAUGGACCUGACUUGGAUACCCUCAUCGCUUAUCAAGGACAAGGAUAAGGAAAAGGAAAAGGAAAGGGGGUCUUACAACUCUGCUACCAACAACACCUCCAACAAUAACUAUCAAGCAGCCGCACCGACAAGACGAGCACUCCCUCCUCCAGACCUCCCACCUCGGUUCCCCAAACUCAAGGAGUUGACGAUCCGUUACCUAACUUGCUACCAUCCACUCUCACAAUUACAUUGGCUGGUCGUCCCAUGCCCUUCUCUCCGGACCCUUACCUGGAUAUUUGAUCGGCAUCGCCAUUUCCCAACCCAACCUUUCAUGGACGCCUUUGACGACACCCCGGACUCGCCCACGGCCUGGCCGCAUCUAGACUCGAUCACCAUUCGUGGACACUGCAACUGGAUCUCGGACCAAAACCACCUCCAUAUCCUGACCUCUGCACGGCAACCUCUACGUCGUCUGGAUAUUGUCCACAACUCUAUCCAGCCGGGGUCGUUUGAAAUGCUUCGGACUCGUCACUUUUCGACCAUCCAGACGAUCGAUUUGACACUCUCUGCGGCACAUCGUGCCAGCGAGUGGGUCAUUGUAGUGCUUGAGUCUUGUCCCAGUCUGGAACGAAUCAAGGCCAAGGUCAUAAGGGGUCGGGAUAUCAUCAAGAGCAAACCUUGGGCUUGUCAGGGACUCCAGGAAUGGAUCAUAGUGAUCGACAUGGACUUUGAUAACCUCCGCAUCGAAGAGGAUCCUACAUCUACUACGGCCGCAGGAACAGGAUUAUCAGCAGAAGUAGGAUCCAACAACCUUGCCACUGCCAUCCCUCCACCCACAGACCUCCCAAACCCUGUCUCCCCUCCAACACUCAACGGCCCCACCCGACGCCUGACAAAACAAGAACGCCAGGCCUGUCGAGCCGUCUACAAACGCUUCAGUACCUUAACCCGCCUCCGAGAAUUCGACAUGCUCAACCCUCACUCCAUCGGCUACCCCCCCACCCCAGGCAUACCCGGCCACACGACCCACUUCAACCCUAACCAUCCCGCCUACCGAAUCAUCUCCUUGCCCCUACGACUCGACUUGGGUCUUCACCACCUCUCCAACUUGACGCUUCUUGAAAAAUUCUGUUUCUGGAACGGGCACACGCAGGUUCAACACAAGGAGGUGGAAUGGAUUCUAGGGAACUGGAAAAAUUUGAAGCAGUUGUCGGGAGGGUUCAGUAUCCCGGACCGGAUGAUUAGGAAGGUUAAUACGGAGUUUUCGUGGCCGGUUGUGUUUAUGCCUAUUUUGAAGGAGCAUGGGAUUUCGACGGUGGGGAGCCAAUACCAGCAUUAUGAUGACUCUGCAGAGAUCCUUGCUGCUAAGGCUGCAAUGGGUGGGUCUUCUCAGGAGCUGGAUGAAGAUUAUAUCGACUCUGACGAGGAUGAACGAGAGCCCUGA
This is a messenger RNA of Linnemannia hyalina, 2091 nucleotides long. NCBI's taxonomy places the organism in Eukaryota, Fungi, Mortierellomycota, Mortierellomycetes, Mortierellales, Mortierellaceae. The record is from the annotation of a GenBank genome assembly.